AUGCCAAUCGGAAUCCGAAUCCGAAUCGGAAGGAUUCCGGAGUUCAUCCCGUAUCAAGCGGGGGACGAGGCGGCUGUGGAGCUAACCUUUGCUUGCGGGCUGGGCGCAGGGGGGCAGGCGCGCGCGGGGGGGGAAUUAGGCGCGCGGGGGCAGGCGCGUGCGGGGGGAGAGGUGGGUGGAGGCGGGUUGCCCCGGAGCCCUGUGCGCAAGUUUCGUGUCGGCGCGGGGGAGAGGGGAGCGGCGGCGCUGCAGGCGCAAGGGAAGGCGGGAGAAGAGGCGCAAGGGGCGCGCGGGGCGCAGGCAGCGGGGGGAGCGCGGGGAGAGGGUGGGGCGCGGGGAGCGGAGGGGCGGUCGGAGGGGCGGGCGGAGGGGCUCGCAAGCCUAACGUUUCAGCAGUGGGACAGAAUCAAGGAGCGGGUUAUGGCGGGAGGGGAGGAGGCGGGGGAGGGGGAAGAUUCGGGGGAAGCGGGGGAGGCGGGGGAAUGUGAGGCAGGGGGGAUGGGGGAGGUUUGGAAUGAGGAGGAGGAGGAUCGGGUGGCGGAUGCCGAAGCUGCAGCCGCGGACCAAGCCGCGGAAAUCGCUGCCAGGGCUGAGCGACAGGCUCGGAUACAGCGGCUUCUGCUGGAGGUGAAUCUUCCGCGCCUGGCGCAGUGGGGGGGGGAUGGGGGGAGCGGAACUCAGCAGUGGCGUGGGGAAGGCGCUUGCUAG
Closterium sp. NIES-65 is the source of this 708-nucleotide messenger RNA. NCBI's taxonomy places the organism in Eukaryota, Viridiplantae, Streptophyta, Zygnematophyceae, Desmidiales, Closteriaceae. The record is from the annotation of a GenBank genome assembly.